Molecule: messenger RNA, 1038 nt
Organism: Cajanus cajan (pigeon pea)
Lineage: Eukaryota; Viridiplantae; Streptophyta; Magnoliopsida; Fabales; Fabaceae
Product: AP-3 complex subunit mu-like
Source: RefSeq, a predicted model, not a curated record
CAUCUUGCAAGGUAGAGAAACUGAGGAAGCUAUGUUAGAAGAAAGCAUUAUGAAAUGUGUGGCGGGGAUUAGAUAUUUCGUGUUCUUGUAUUCUUUACAAAUCAAACAGUAUUUUUGUAUUCUUUUUUCAUUCCUUUUUUUCCCCUUUCCCACCUUAGCCAUUCACAAGAUUUUUGAACAGGGUUUUAGUGAUUCUUGGAAGCUUGAAUUUGUGGAACUUGAUAUGACUGAAAUUUUUCAAUGACCAUCUUGAAAUUUUUCUGAAUUAGGAUUUGAAACCUUCAUAACUUCAUUUGAGAAGUCAGUUUGGAUAAAGAUAUGAUUGUGAAUGUUGAAUUCCAUUCAAUGGUAUUCUCGAUUUUCUAUUUCCCUCAAUGUUCAGACAUUUCACUUUUGUAAGAGUUAGAAAAUUGAAGAACACCCCAAUCUAUGUGAAGCCACAGUUGACUUCAGAAGGUGGAACAUGCCGUCUUAGUGUAUUGGUUGGAAUAAGAAAUGAUCCCGAAAAGACAAUUGACUUUGUUACUGUUGAGUUUCAGCUUCCUUCUUGCAUCUUAUCAGCUGAUCUGACUUCAAAUCAUGGAGUAGUAAACAUUAUUGGUAACAAGACAUGCUCUUGGUCCAUUGGUCGGAUCCCAAACGAUAAAGCCCCUUCAAUGUUUGGAACAUUGGUGCUAGAGACUGGAUUGGAGCAUCUUCAUGUGUUUCCCACAUUUCAAAUGGGUUUUAGGAUUAUGGAUGUUGCUCUAUAUUGUCUGCAAAUAGAUAAACUGGAUCUGAAGACUGUACCUUAUCGUUUUUAUAAAGGUUUUCGAGCUCUUACCGAGGCAGGUGAAUUAGAAGUCAGGUCAUGAUUGUGUAUUUACGACUGAGUGACUUGUCAUGAUUCUGGACAUUAAAUUUUGUUGCAUAUACUCAGCUAGUUUGAUUUGUAAAGAGUUGAUAGUGUUCGCUUCUGGUUUCAAAUGAUUUUAGUAGUGAAUCGUAUAUUGACUAUCGGAAUUAUCAUGAGUUUAUGAGAGAAUCACUUGACUUUUA